Messenger RNA from Brachypodium distachyon (stiff brome), 1426 nucleotides. RefSeq lists its product as uncharacterized. The coding region runs from base 219 to 1232 and encodes 337 amino acids. The transcript has 2 exons. The record is from RefSeq and is a predicted model, not a curated record. Lineage: Eukaryota; Viridiplantae; Streptophyta; Magnoliopsida; Poales; Poaceae.
CCGGCCUCUCAACUCUCAAACAAGUCGUCGCUCCCUCCCAUGCGCCUAUACGAGCUUAAAAUCCAUCCACCCAUUCUCUUCUCUCCGUCCUUCCAUCAUAUCAUCAGCUCCCAUAAGAAGACAGCAAGCCCAGGCCACAACACCCCAGCCAUCAUAUCUAGCUAGCUAACAAUUGUGGAGCAUAUAUUUUGCUAGCUUGACGGCGGCGGCGAAUUAAGAUGCGUCGUCUGGUGUGCUUCCUGGUGGUGGCGGCCAUGGUGGUGGCGCUGGCUUCGGCGCAGGGGCAGAAACCGAAGAUGGCGGUGGCGGCGAAGAAGGGCAGCAAGCCGCCGGCGGGGGGCAAGUUCGAGACGGUGACCAUGGGCAAGUUCAGCAAGAGGAAAUACGAGAUCACCUGCACGGACAACGGCGCGCCAGGCUGCGUCGUCUCAUGCCCGGACUCCUGCCCCAACAAGUGCAUCACCUUCUGCGGCUACUGCAUGACCUUCUGCAUGUGCGACCUGUUCCCGGGCAUGUCGUGCGGGGACCCGAGGUUCACGGGCGGCGACGGCAACACCUUCUACUUCCACGGCAAGAAGGAGAAGGACUUCUGCAUCGUCUCCGACAAGGGCCUCCACAUCAACGCCCACUUCAUCGGCAACCACAACCCGGAGAUGAAGCGCGACUUCACGUGGGUGCAGGCCCUCGGGGUCACCUUCCGUGCCGACGACGGUGGCGCCCCACACCGCCUCUACGUCGGCGCCCGGAGAGCCGUGGAGUGGGACGAGGACGAGGACCACAUCCAGAUCGCCCUCGACGGCGAGCCGGUCGAGGUGGAGGCCGCCAAGAAGGCCCGGUGGGUCUCCGGGGCCGUGCCGGCACUCUCCGUCACCCGCACCGACACCGUCAACACCGUGACCGUGGAGCUUGACGGCGUGUUCAGCAUCUCGGCCAAUGCCGUGCCCAUCACUGACGAGGACUCUAGGGUCCAUCGCUACGGCAAGACCGGGAAGGACAGCCUCGUGCAUCUUGACCUUGGGUUCAAGUUCCACGCCCUCACCGACCUUGUCGAUGGCGUGCUCGGCCAGACCUACCGCCCCAACUAUGUCACCAAGGUCAACGUCACCGCCAAUAUGCCCAUCAUGGGCGGCGCGCCCAAGUACCUCUCGGCCGGCCUCUUCUCCACCGACUGCGCCGUCUCCCAGUUCCGCCGUGGCACUGCUGGCGCUGCCAUCGAGACAUUUGCCUCGUAGACGCCAAUCGAUCCAUUCAUAUACGCAUAAAAAUACGGACGAGCUGGGCUAGCACUGUGCCAUGAAAUAAAUCGACAAGGAUCGUGUAAUUUUUAAUCCAGUCAAAAUAAUUGACGAUACUAUAUAGUACUACUGUAAUAUGUUAGCAAGGAGCUGAAUUUCAGUUUGAUUGAAUGAAUACAAUCGAUUUGUAA